Zeugodacus cucurbitae (melon fly) is the source of this 7414-nucleotide messenger RNA. RefSeq lists its product as uncharacterized. NCBI's taxonomy places the organism in Eukaryota, Metazoa, Arthropoda, Insecta, Diptera, Tephritidae. Gene Ontology annotation, biological process: Golgi organization; regulation of protein localization; positive regulation of membrane tubulation. Bases 300 to 5057 code for a protein of 1585 amino acids. The record is from RefSeq and is a predicted model, not a curated record. The transcript has 10 exons. Gene Ontology annotation, cellular component: endosome membrane. Gene Ontology annotation, molecular function: kinesin binding.
UGGAGUGCGUAGAUCUUAUAUUGAAAAGAAUGGGUAUACAAUCCCAAAUAAUUGUGUCUUUGUUAUUGGUAAUGUGUUACUCGCUGCCGGUAUGGUGCAAAUCAUGUUAAACAGCAUUAAUUGGCACGAAUUGGAUAUAGUUUUCAAAACCCUCAAUAAAAAAGUCAUCCCAUUAAACCCGUAAAUAAGUGGAUAUACGAUAUACUUACAAAAGUGUAUACAUUUUUCCUGUACAUUAUAAUUUUAAACCACAUAUAGAAAUUUUAGUGGAACGACCACCAUCCUCUUUUGAUGUUAUAAUGGAAUCGCCGUUGUGUGCUGUCGGAGAUCUGGAUCGAAAAGGGCAACCAAGUAAAUCCGGCAGCAAGUUCGAAAAUUCAUCGACGCUUGACAAAAUGAAUUCCAGCAUGAAUAGCACAUUGGAUGACACAACGCCAAGUGAUUCUGGUGUGCAGAUGCUAGAUUCUGAAUCAAGCGAGUUCAUGGUAGAAUCAAUUUCUUCCCAAACUGGUUUCGACUUUGAAGAAGUAAAAACAUGCAAUGUACAAGAACAUAACGCUAGUCGUGAGCAAGUUGCAGUGGUUGCAGCGCCAAUGCCUACUGUUAAAGAACGUCAUUUUGUUAGCGCAGUAUUUGAGGAAAUUGUGGCUGGCUUGGACACAAAUUCCAAUGUUACCACAACCGACGCACCGAACGAUAAUUCAACAACUAACGUUCCCGUUGAAGAUGCUAUGACUACAAGCACCUGUUCCACUUUUGAUACCACAGAAAAUAUUGUAUAUCGGCGUAAAGCGCGCAAGACCCCCAUUGCACCUAAAGCGCCUAAGAAGCGUGUAUCCUUUCACGAAGACAUACUUAAAAAUACACGAACCGACAACAUACAUAUUGAACAUGGCUUCAUCACAUAUAAGUCCGGUCGUAAAGCACUGCAACAUGUAGGAGUCGCGGGACGUUAUUCUUGGUGCUCGGAAGGAGACGCAGGAGCUGUAGGUGGCGCAGCCGCACAAUCAGAACUGUGCGCCCAUGCGCAUGAAGAUGAAGCAGAUCAAAAUAGAUGCGAACAAAGGCGCCGUUGUGUGGUGUAUCGUAACGCAUGUUCGGAUGUGCUCGACUAUGGCAAUUCGGAUGUGUAUGAUAUGGAGGAACAAAAAGCAUUACAAUAUGAUAAUUCUGGUGUUUUUGAAUACAUGCCAAAAGAGCGUGACGGUGCUGCUGAUGGUGCUGGUGUAGGUAAUGGCGCUGAGGGGCAACAAGUGUUGUACCGGUGCUCUUGUUCUAGCUCUAAUUCCAGUUUGGACUCGGACGAAAAUGAUAAAAACUCAAAUAGGCAACAAUAUGGACAAGCGAAGAGCAGUUCAUGCGACUGUAUUGGCAUGAGUAAUGCGAACAAUAAUAUAAUAGGCGAUAACUGUUACUUCUCUGAACCAAAUAUCGACAAUCUAAAUGAAAAUAAUCCAAAAAAAUCGGUAUGGAACAAGGAGAAGAAACCCAAAUCAAGCUGCUUAAAGAAACCCAAACGAAACACCAAUAUCAUUUACGAACAGGAUCUGAGUACACGCGUCAAAAAAUUUAAUGUGCACGAUAUGAAUCAAUUAAUUGACAACAGCAGCAAGAUGAUUAUUGGUUCAUUGAAAAGCAUAUUCACAAUGCCGCUUCCAGAGCGCGGAGUGCCCGAAGGUUCUGAAGAUCUACAAUCAGUUGUGGAAUGCGUACCAGAAUUGGAACAAGCAACACCAGAGCACAAAUCGAAACCAUUAGCUGAGUCAAUGUUUGCACCGCCUUCGCCACCACUCAAGCAAAAGCCUUUCCUAAGUAAAAGCCUUGAUGGUUCCAAAAAGUCGCAGGGCGUCAAGAAAUUCGUUCACAAUGUCGACGAGCAAUUACGUCGUAAGAAUGAUGAAGAGAUCUACGCACCGACACGUCAAAGUAGCGCAGAAAAAUCCACAGCCACCGAGACACCCAGUAGAGUGUUGCAGAGGCAAGAAGAAAUCGAUGCAGACCAACGCCACGAUCUAGAGGCUACAUUUAAACAAAACGAACUCGUUGUUGAUUCUGCAGAUUUUGACGCGACAAAGCAGCUGUCGGCAGCCGUUGAGCAACCGUCGCAAUUUCGCAACAAAUUUAUUGUUAAUUGUGAGAGCACAGUUUUCGAACACACUGGUGUGUCAUAUUGUUACGAUACAAAUGAAAUGCUCGAACUUGACUUGGACACAGCUAGUAACACGCCUGGAAGUAUCGCGUCGAGCUUAUUGCUGGAAAAUGAAACCCCCAUUGCACAACCGGAACCAGAUCAUUUGCGUAGUGCAUUUAGCGCCGCACCCAUAGCAAAAACGUUUUCGAACUUCUUUCGCAGUUUUAACAAAGAUUCAGCUUCAACACCUAAUGCUAAGAAAACUGCUGCGGCGGCUUCUAAAAAUGUUGUAAAUGCUGUGGAAGGUACGCAGAGCAACUACGCGGAGAAUAAAUUUUCACCUAAAAUUCAAACCAAUUCACUCAAUGAAGUCUCCGAUCUCAAACAACCCCCUAAGCAUCCAUUGCCAAACACGAUCUCAUCGUCUACAAUAUCUGAGCUGACCAAUACCAGUGCAUGCUCUCUACCGCUGGCGCAAUCAAAAGCGACUACCACUUCUUCGCUCAACGUCGGCAGCGUAGGUAAUAACAGCAACCAGAGCUUGGUUAUCGGACAAGAGUUGCGUGGCAAUGUGGAAAAACAGCAGCGUCACUUGCCCUCGCCACUGAAAAAGCGUUCAAGUGGUGGAAAUUUAGCCACACAACCACAACGCUAUGGCACAAGUCUAGGUAGCAGUGGAAAUAUGACGCUUUGUCACGCCGAACCGACAAUGCUAAGUCCAGAUAUCUUUAAUUUGGGCAGCACUUCGGGCCUAGUAACCAGCACGCCUGGUGGCAGCGGUGGCUAUAUUGGUGUACGCGGUAGUUGUGGACGCGAUUCGAAGAGUACUAUACUCAGUGAGGAAUUCGAUGAUAUUAUAACCAUAACAACGGAUACGGAUAAAAAUGAAAGUGAUAUUGUCAUCGUAGAUUAUCCGAGUGAGAUUAGUGAAAGGCAAAUGAUGAGCGACUAUGCGAACCUAUUGAAGCCACCGCAACCAAACAAUGCGAAAACGUCGUUAAUUAAUCGCUUUUUGCGAAAUGUCACACAGAAAAAGAUACUCGAAUCUUCGAUACGCAAAAAUAAUUUCUUUGCUGACAAAUUACGUAGCGAGCAGAAACUCUUCUCUGGCAAUUUAUAUGUACCAGGUGUAAAGCCAAAGAAUUAUGAACUAAUUGAUGAUCUGAAUGCUGAGAUAGCGAUGGAGAUCGAAAUGUCGGGUGCGAAUUCGCCUCGACACGAAUUAGCACAAAUUGAGAACCUACCGGGCGAUGUGGCACGCUUUGAGCUUGGUAUAGGCGAAAUAUCUAUUGAUAUAUUUAAUGGCAACUAUUUGCAUAUACUAAGAGAUCCUACAGAGCAGCUUAUGAAAGUCUUCAAGUUAUACACCGGCUAUAGUCGUGAAGGCUAUAUGACCCCCGUGUUGGUUUUCCUUACCGAUCGCACAUUAUAUGUAACGGAUUUGGUGCGUAAUCGUUUAUGUUCGAAAUUUGUGCUCGCCUAUGUUGAGUUGGAUGUGAUAUUAAUGGGUCCCUUCGGCAAUACGGUGCUACUCAGUAAUAGCGCACGCGAUAUGCAACAAGUACUGUUAGCUGGUGGUCCGUAUCCCGCUGAUGGUUUGGUAGCAAAUUUGGAGAUGUGCGCGCGUCGUAGUGGCUCUUCACUACCCGCUGUCGGACAAUUGUCGUUUGCUCAUCUCGCCCCACUACAAGCAUUCGUGCGCGAUAAUUCAUCGGUUGGUCCUACAGACAUCUGGAUGUACUAUGCGGUGGUGAACGUGCCGGCUGGCGUCUUAGGUAGUGAGCAAGAACCCUUGGGACCGCACGUAAAGGGUUUUCUCAUGCAUCGGCGCAUCAAGGAUCACCAGUCGGGUAAUGGCUCUAACAAGCAUAUCUGGAAUCCCGGUUAUUUCUUGUUGAAGGCUGGUGUUUUAUACAUGUUCAAUGACUCAACUCAGAAAAUACCAAGCUGGGCUGUAGCGCUCGCCGAAUGUCAAGGUGCACGUCGCUCACUCAAAGCUGGACGACCACAUUGUUUCGAGAUUAUUUUGAAGGGUCAACUACUGCAAUUAGCCGCACCAGAUGAGUAUGUGGCCUCGGAAUGGCUACAAGCGCUGCUGCAAACUGCGAGUGGUCUAUUUGAAAUGCAGGAGAAGCACAAAACUCUUGGUUGCACGCUAGUAGUGACACAACAUCAUUUGAUAACAUUGCGUGAAGAUUUUUCAGCGCCAUUGAAGCAAAUCAACACUGAAACAGAAAAUUCGCAAAAUGUAGCGGGUACUGGCAAAGAUUUCGCAACACGCAUUAAUGAUGAAAGCAACCUGACAGCAGGCGAAACGGGAAGCUUAUUAAGUUCAGCAAUGAGUACACCAACCCGUUUUGCACCGAGAUCUUGCUCAUCGGUGAAUUCAACACCCACUAAACUCUCCCAGUUAUCGCAGUCCACAACUACAUGCGGCGACAACAACACACAUUCAACGUCUACAAAUGCCACCACCACCAAUGCAACGUCCUUGGCCACAACCACAAAUUAUUCCCGACAAAUACCGACAGAAUGUGCUAAGCAAACGGAUACACGUUACUCCAACAUGUAUAGCGUGUACGGGAAAGAUUCUGGUCUUGAGAUACUGACUUGUGCGGAUAUAAAAGAAAUGACGGGCAUUAAAAUACCAUCGCACAAUGAUACAUGGUGGUGCGUGCUGGAGUUCUCUUGUCAGGAGGUGCGCGAGAGCACCGAUGAUUUGGUGGUCUUCUUUGCCAGCAGCUCCGAAAUGCAACGUUUCUUGCGGCUACUCGAGCAAUUGUGGCAGGCAAAGCAUAAUGAUUUAUUCCCAAUAACGGUGCUGGAUGAGGACGAUUUAAUUGCUGAGCAAUGUACCGCGCUUUACAUGGAUAUAAAUCGCGCGUGGGAACCGCUACUCUCCGCAGCCAUGGGCUAUCCACUGUGAGCAGUUUAAAACAACAACAAAAAAACGUUAUGAAUUAAGUGAAACCAAAGGUGCAGUGUUGAGAAAAACAAAUAGAGAAGUAUUUUUUCAAAUUUGAAGCGAGAGAGGGAAAAAGUGUCAGUAAAUAAUAAUCAAGCAUUAUAAAAGCUUUCGUACACUCAAAACUUAACUCAAACCUAAUUACUCUAUGAACUACAUAUUUGCAUAUAUACAAAAACGAACAAAUAGUCACACAAACGAAAUGUACGGAUAUUACAACUAUUAUAAUAUGUGAGGUUAAGUUUGGAAAGUGUUUAAAAGUGAAAUUAAUUACGGUAGAUUGACAGAUGAUAAUUUUAGUUUUGGUGGUAUUUCUUUCAAAGUGCUGGAUUAAUAUUCCAAUGUUCUACAGGCAUAUAAUUUAACUUUGAGCACUACAAAAUGUAUAUAUUUUCAGCCUGCCUCAGUGUUUUUUUAUUGAAACGAUAAAUUUCACUCGCAAUUCCAAUUACAGUUGAACUUCCCUAACUCGAAUCACCAUAAUCCACAAAAAAAACCUCGAGUUAUGGAAGAUAAUUUGUAUGAUAUUUGAUUCCUAUUGCCAAUUCUAAAGUCCGAAUUAUGGAAGUUUAACUGUAUAUCAUAUUUUAUUAGAUAUACUAUUUUCCCCCAACAAAUGUAAUCAUUGCUUCUAAACAAAUGUGUUAUAACAGACAUACAUACAUAUAGUUUUGUACUGUCAAAGCGAAACUUAAUCAUUUCAUGCAACAUCGCCAUUACAUUUAAGUGUUUAUUUUAUAGUAAAUCGUGAUAUAUUCAUUUAAGCAUACAUAAAUAUUUUUAUUCUGUUACAACAAUAUUUACACCAAAUGUGUGUUAAUUUUUUAUAAUUUUAUUGAAAAUCCAAAAAUGUAAAUUUUUAUUGUAUUUAAGAUGAAAUGCGAAACUGUGGAAUAUAAUAUUUUUGAAUAUAAUAUUUUCGAAUUAUUUUAUAUAUACAAAUAUGUAAUUAUUCAUGCGUCAUUUGUAAUUCUUUGAAUAUAUUUAAUUAGCUAGACUUACAGUUAGAGAUGUUGGGUUUUCACAUCAUUUAACGCUUUCAUAUUGUGAUUUUUUUACAAUUUAUUGUAAGCUCAUUUUUUUACACAUUUAAGCAAGUUUUUUUUUAAAUGGCAUAUUUUUUCAUCUGUGUGUGUGUGCGUGCUGGGGCGUAUAAUAUGCACUUGUAGAAAACAGCACAAAAAACAUUAGCGAAAUAAUUAAUUCUCAAAUGGCAAUUGUUAUUGCGUACAAAUAUUGUAGUAUAAUGUAUUUUUUUAUUUAAUUCUUCGAGGGUUAUUUGCAAACUUAAAUAUAUAAUAAAUAAGACAUGCUACAUGAAUAACUCGUACUCACAAUAUAUUAAUAUAUAUUUAUGUAGCAUAUAGAAAGAUCGGCGUAAGCAAAAGAACAAGAGAGAUGAUUAUUAGAAAUGCAGAGUUCUUGAAAUAUUACUCAUGUGCGGGUAUUUUUGCAUUGCACGCAAUUUCAGGCAGCAGAACAAUAUAUACAUAAAUACAUAUACUGCAUAAGUUAUAUAAGCUCUAAUAUAAAUUAAUUUAAACAAAACUCUAUGCUAACUUGAAAUGCAAUACAUGAAUGGUAUUAUUAUAUACAUAUAUAUUAUUGCAUAUGCAAACAACAUACAUACGUACAUAUACAUACUUACACAUGUCUUGUCAAAUGUUAUAAGUUUUCAUACUUCGUAUAUAAUCGUAAAAGAAAUAUUUAUACUAUCCUAUACGCUUUACAUUUUUUAUUGCCUUUAUUAUUAUUUUUUAUUUACCGUUUAAUUUAUUUAAUUAGCUACUUUCAUCGCUUUUAUUUAUAAAACAUAUACAUAUAAAUAAUUUUUCGUUGCAUCGAAUUCCAUGCUGGAAUUUGCUUAAAAAAAUUGCUCAAAGCAAAAUGUGUUGCCUUCUGUUUGAACAUGAUAUUUAAAUAAAGUAAUUAUUGAUUGCGACCAGCUCAUUUCAAAUAUUUGAAAUGUGUAUAUGUAAAAUAUAUUUUUUAUCUUUUGCAAUAAAUAACUUUAGCUUUUUACAUAAAAUUUGGUUAAAAAAGUGUAAUUUGUUAAAUCACACAUUUUUUAUUAUAUUUUUAUGCUUUGCGUAAUUUAUUUACUUAAUGUAGAGCUGGUGGCAACUCUGUCUCAACAAUAAUUGCUGCUUAUUUGCCUUUAAAUUAUAUUUAUAAAAACCAAAUUAUAUUUGCAAACAUAUUUAUUUUGAUCGAUAUGCAAUUAUUACUGCAGCUCAUACUAUAAGAAACAAUAAUGAAAUAGUUGCGAAAACCAAAUGUAUCAAAUAAAAUAUGGUUAUUACCAAAGAGUAUCAAUU